UCAUCUCUGUUCAUUGGUUCCUCCCUAAUAUCAAUCAAACCGGAACAAACUAAACGGAUCCCUCUAAUAUAAAUACAAAGCUCCACCCUUUCUCUCUCUCUCCAUUGUUGUAGACUCUCUCUCUCUCUUCCCUCGUAAACAUCGCUGUCUCUCUAAGAUGGCCUCUCUCUCAGGCCUCUACUCUUCUUCCCCAUCUCUCAAACCUUCCAAAAACCUCUCCUUUAAAGCAUUGCCGCCGGCGCAAUCCCGUGAUUCCUUCUCUUUCCCACAUACCUCCAAACCCACCAUCAACCUACCGUUGACUCUCUCCUCGGCUCGUUCCUUGGCGCGCGACAUUUCUCACUCGGAUGCGAAGAAGAAAGAGCUUGUGAAAGAUCCGGAUGCGUUGUGGAAGCGAUACCUCGAUUGGUUUUAUCAGCAGAAAGACCUCGGGCUGUAUCUCGAUGUCAGCCGGGUCGGGUUUACCGACGAGUUUGUGGCCGAGAUGGAGCCCCGGUUUCAGGCUGCGUUUAAGGCUAUGGAGGAUCUUGAAAAAGGGUCUAUAGCGAAUCCAGAUGAAGGAAGGAUGGUUGGACAUUAUUGGCUUAGGGACUCUACGCUCGCACCCAAACCCACUUUGAAGACCUUGAUCGAGAAUACACUUAAUUCUAUCUGCGCUUUCUCCGACGACAUCAUCUCUGGCAAGAUAAAGCCACCAACUUCUCCUGAGGGUCGUUUUACUCAGAUACUUUCAGUAGGCAUUGGAGGUUCGGCUCUUGGACCUCAAUUUGUCGCUGAGGCCUUGGCUCCUGAUAAUCCUCCGUUGAAGAUAAGAUUCAUCGACAACACCGACCCUGCUGGAAUCGAUCAUCAGGUUGCACAACUUGGGGCAGAGCUUGCUACGACUUUAGUGAUUGUUAUCUCAAAGAGUGGAGGUACUCCUGAAACUAGAAAUGGACUUUUGGAAGUGCAGAAAGCAUUCCGUGACGCUGGUCUGAAUUUCUCAAAACAGGGUGUUGCAAUAACCCAAGAGAACUCGUUGCUGGAUAAUACAGCCAGAAUUGAAGGUUGGCUAGCUAGAUUUCCUAUGUAUGACUGGGUGGGUGGAAGAACAUCAAUAAUGUCUGCAGUUGGUUUGCUUCCAGCAGCACUACAGGGGAUUAAUAUUAGAGAGAUGCUUACCGGUGCCAAAAUAAUGGAUGAGGCCACUAGAACAACUUCGAUAAAAAAUAACCCUGCUGCUCUCUUAGCUAUGUGUUGGUACUGGGCUUCAGAUGGUGUUGGCUCCAAGGAUAUGGUCGUUCUUCCUUACAAGGAUAGCUUAUUACUAUUCAGUCGGUAUCUGCAGCAGCUGGUCAUGGAAUCACUGGGAAAGGAGUUUGAUCUUGACGGUAACACUGUUAAUCAAGGGUUAACUGUGUAUGGGAACAAGGGGAGCACAGAUCAGCAUGCCUACAUUCAACAGCUGAGAGAGGGUGUGCCCAAUUUCUUUGCAACCUUUAUAGAAGUGUUACGGGAUAGACCCCCAGGUCACGAUUGGGAGCUUGAGCCAGGUGUCACUUGUGGAGACUACCUCUUUGGGAUGCUUCAGGGAACUAGAUCUGCAUUAUAUGCAAACGGUAGAGAAUCCAUUAGUGUUACUAUCGAGGAAGUGACACCAAGAUCUGUUGGGGCUCUUAUAGCUCUUUAUGAAAGAGCGGUCGGAUUGUAUGCCUCUAUUGUGAACAUAAAUGCUUACCACCAACCCGGUGUGGAAGCCGGCAAAAAGGCAGCAGCAGAAGUUCUGGCUCUGCAAAAGCGGGUGUUGUCAGUUCUUAAUGAAGCCACGUGUAAAGAUCCGGUAGAGCCAUUGACAUUGGAAGAGAUAGCCGAUCGUUGCCAUGCUCCUGAGGAAAUAGAGAUGAUAUACAAGAUCAUAGCGCACAUGUCUGCAAACGACAGAGUUCUGAUAGCUGAAGGGAACUGUGGAUCGCCACGGAGCAUCAAAGUGUAUCUGGGAGAGUGCAAUGUGGAUGACCUGUACGCAUAAUAAACCCCCAACACUUUCUCAAAAACUCCAAAGAGUUCUCAUUCUCUCCAUUCCUUAUUUAUUUCUGCCAUGUCUAUGAUUUUGAAAAGGAGAAAAGGAUUUUCAAUAAGGGCCAGGAAACACUUGUGUACUUUGUUUCAAAAUAAUGAUAAUUUCAGUUCAGAGUGUGGAAUAUGUUGAUUGUAAUGAAAACAUUGGAGAUGAUACAUCAAUCAAUCAGGCAACAAUGGUAUCAACACUCUU
This is a messenger RNA of Camelina sativa (false flax), 2251 nucleotides long. RefSeq names its product glucose-6-phosphate isomerase 1, chloroplastic. Gene Ontology annotation, molecular function: glucose-6-phosphate isomerase activity; monosaccharide binding; carbohydrate derivative binding. NCBI's taxonomy places the organism in Eukaryota, Viridiplantae, Streptophyta, Magnoliopsida, Brassicales, Brassicaceae. Gene Ontology annotation, biological process: gluconeogenesis; glucose 6-phosphate metabolic process; glycolytic process. The record is from RefSeq and is a predicted model, not a curated record. Gene Ontology annotation, cellular component: cytosol.